UUUUUUUUUUUAAGAUGGAGUCUCAAGCUGUCUGCUCUGGGUAAAGUGCUGUGGCAUCACAGCUCACAGCAACCUCAACUCUUGGGCUUAAGCCAGGGGUUCUCAACCUGUGGGUCGUGACCCCUUUGUAACAAUGAAAAUGCAUCGCGGCAUUAGGAAGGUUGAGAACCACUGGUUAAGUGAUUCUCUUGCCUCAGCUUCCUAAGUAUCUGGGACUACAGGUGCCUGCCACAACACCCAGCUAUUUUUUGGUUACAGUUCUCGUUGUUUGGCAAGCCCAGGCUGGAUUCGAACCCGCUAGCUCUGGUGUACAUGACUGGUGCCCUAGCUGCUGUGCUGCAGGUGUUGAGCCUGAGGAUGCUCUCCUUUGGGAUUGGCAAACAACCAUUUGGGGAGCCUUUGCUUGUUCAGGCAAAUCGGGAGCGGUGCUGAGAAAAAUUUCCUUACUAGAUGACAUUUCAUCGCAAUGUCCGAUCGUUUGGGGCAAAUAACCAAGGGCAAGGAUGGGAAAAGCAAGUAUUCGACUCUCAGCCUGUUUGACAAGUAUAAAGGAAAAUCAGUAGACGCCAUUAGACCCUCAGUUAUUCCUAGACAUGGCUUACAGAGUCUCGGGAAAGUUGCCACAGCCCGGCGUAUGCCACCGCCUGCAAACCUGCCAAGCUUGAAGUCUGAAAACAAAGGAAACGACCCCAACAUUGUCAUAGUACCCAAGGACGGUACAGGAUGGGCAAACAAGCAGGACCAGCAAGACCCAAAGAGUUCCAGUGUGACGGCCUCUCAGCCGCCGGAGUCGCUGCUGCAGCCGGGUUUGCAGAAGUCUGUCUCCAAUUUGCAGAAACCGACACCAUCAAUCAGUCCGGAGAAUACAAAUUCAGUGCCAGGUGGACCAAAGUCAUGGGCACAGCUGAAUGGAAAGCCAGUAGGACACGAAGGUGGUUUAAGGGGCUCAAGCCGACUGUUAUCCUUCUCUCCCGAGGAAUUUCCGACGCUGAAAGCAGCUGGAGGGCAGGACAAGGCUGGCAAAGAAAAGGGCGUCUUAGAUCUGUCGUAUGGGCCAGGACCAAGCCUCCGCCCUCAGAAUGUGACAAGCUGGAGGGAGGGCGGUGGGCGAAACAUAAUUUCUGCCACGUCUCUGAGCGCCUCCCCAACUGAGCUGGGCAGCAGGAACUCGAGUGCGGGAGACGGAGCCCCCUCCUCGGCAUGCACCAGCGAUUCUAAGGACCCCUCUCUCCGCCCGGCUCAGCCUGUCCGAAAAGGGGCUUCACAGUUCAUGGGAAAUGUAUACCACCCACCUACAUACCAUGACAUGCUUCCUGCUUUUAUGUGUUCGCCACAGUCAUCAGAGAACCAGGGUACAGUGGAACGAGGCUCUUUUCCCCUUCCUCAGCUCCGCCUUGAACCCCGUGUUCCUUUUAGACAGUUCCAGAUGAAUGACCAAGAUGGAAAAGAAAACAAGCUGGGGACGGCUCGGCCUCUCCGCCCACUGAGGCAGCUGGUGGAACGGGCGCCACGGCCUACCAUCAUCAAUGCAGAGAACCUAAAGGGUCUCGAUGAUCUGGACACUGAUGCUGAUGACGGCUGGGCAGGCCUCCAUGAAGAAGUGGACUAUUCUGAGAAAUUGAAGUUCAGUGAUGAUGAGGAGGAGGAAGAAGUUGUGAAGGACGGCAGGCCCAAGUGGAACGGCUGGGACCCAAGAAGGCAGCGGCAAUUGUCGAUGAGCUCUGCGGACAGUGCUGAUGCCAAGCGUACUCAAGAGGAAGGCAAGGACUGGGCCGAAGCAGUGGGCAUGUCUCGUGUUGUCCGAAAGGUUCCAGAACCUCAGCCCCCUUCCAGGAAGCUUCAUGGCUGGGCAUCAGGCCCUGACUACCAGCAGAAGCCCUCAACGGGCAGCGUGUUCCGGCAACAAUCCGUUGAGGAGAAGGAGGACAAGCCGCCCCCACGCCAGAAAUUCAUCCAGUCAGAGAUGUCUGAGGCCGUAGAACGAGCCCGAAAGCGCCGGGAAGAAGAGGAGCGCCGUGCGCGGGAGGAGAGGCUGGCUGCCUGUGCUGCAAAACUCAAGCAGCUGGACCAGAAGUGCAAGCAGGCCCGGAAGGUGGACGAGGCCCGGAAGCAGGUGGAGAAGGAAGUGCCCCGGUCUCCCAGCACCGAGAAGGUGUCCCCGCAGGAAAACGGCCCUGCCAUCCACAAAGGCUCCCUGGAACUCCCUGCCCAGGAAGCCCCCACCCCGUUCUCCGAAGAGGCACCUGCAGUGUCCCUAGCUGGGGCUCAGAGCAAUAACAGUGAGGAAGAACCCAGGGAGGCUGGAUCCCCAGCACAGGAGUUGAGCAAGUAUCAGAAGUCACUUCCUCCCAGAUUCCAGCGCCAGCAGCAGCAGCAACAACAGGAGCAGCUGUACAAGAUGCAGCACUGGCAGCCGGUGUACCCUCCACCCUCCCACCCCCAGCGCACUUUUUACCCACACCAUCCCCAGAUGCUGGGCUUCGACCCCAGGUGGAUGAUGAUGCCUUCCUACAUGGACCCUCGGAUCACGCCCACACGGACCCCCGUGGACUUCUACCCUUCUGCUCUCCACCCUUCAGGACUAAUGAAACCCAUGGCACCUCAAGACCCUCUCAGUGGGGCUGGCCGUCGCUCUGAGGAUCAGAACUGUGUGCCCCCACUCCAAGAGAGAAAGGUGACCACUGUGGAUCCAGCUCCUGUGUGGAGCCCAGAGGGCUACAUGGCCUUGCAGAACAAGGGCUACUCGCUUCCCCACCCGAAGUCGAGUGACACUUUGGCUGUGGACAUGCAUGUCAGGAAUGAAAGCUCUUACUCUGCCUCACCGGGAAGGUCCGGGGGCGUAGGUGCCCAGCGCGAUCUCUUUGAGGAGAGAGGGGAGGAGUACUUGAGUGCUUUUGACAAGAAGGCCCCAGCAGACUUUGACAGCUGUAUCUCUUCUCAGAGAAUAGGCCAGGAGCUUUUGUUUCUGCCCCAAGAAAGUGUUCAGGAAGCAGGUGCUCCUGGGGGUCACACUCAAAACCUCAGGUGUUCCCCAUUGGAGCCUGACUUUGUCCCAGAGGAGAAAAAGCCAGAGUAUGGCAGUUGGGACGUUAGUCACCAGCCAAAGUCCACUGACACAGCCCGUGGUAUCGAGCAGGAGGCGCCCCAGGAGGGGCCGUCCUUUAACAUCUCCUGGGAGAAGGAUGGGAGCCCCAACAAACAGCCGUCUGCAGAGCCUGAUUGGACUCCUGAACCUCGGAGCGCCAGCAGCCAGCAACAGGAGCAGACGGGCAGGACUCGGAGGUCAGGCCCCAUCAAGAAACCCGUCCUAAAAGCCCUCAAGGUAGAAGAUAAGGAGAAAGAGCUGGAGAAGAUGAAGCAGGAGCUCGGGGAGGAGCGGCUGGCCAAAGAGAAGGAACAGGUUGGAAAGAUGGAGAAGGACGAGGAUGAAGAGAAUGACCCCACCCUGGCCAACUCCUCCCCCUCUACCCUAGAGGACAAGGCCCCCACCCAUGCUGCUUUGGGCCAUGAGGCCAAUAAGCUUGAAGAGGAUGAGAAGCCUGAGAAGUCCUGGGAAACCAGACCCUCACGAGAAUCCAGCGAUGUUCCCCCAACCAAGAGAAAUAACUGGAUCUUUAUUGAUGAGGAGCAAGCCUUUGGGGUCAGAGGGCAGGCCCGGGGCCGAGGCCGUGGUUUUAGAGAGUUCACUUUUCGUGGUCGGCCUGCUGGUGGCAAUGGAAGCAGCCUCUGUAGCGGGGGGGUCCUGGGGACUCGCAGUAUCUACAGCAGCAGCCAGCGAGGGGGCCGGGGCCGGGGCCUGCGUGAGUUCUCCCAGCCCGAAGACUGCCCCAGAACCAAGCCCCGGCGGAGGAUUGCCAGUGAGACGCAUAGCGAGGGCUCCGAGUACGAAGAGCUGCCCAAGCGGCGCCGGCAGAGAGGCUGUGAGACUGGGAAUGAGGGCUUGCUCCUAGAGAGGGAGGAUGGUAUUGCGAAGAAAGGUGACUGCAGGGAUUCCUGGCGGUCCAAUAAGGUGUACUCCGAGGACCACAGUGGUCUGGAUGCUAAGAGCCGAGGCCCUCGGGCCUUUGGGCGAGCCCUUCCUCCGCGGCUGAGCAACUGUGGCUAUGGGCGGAGAACCUUCAUCUCUAGAGAGUCCCCCCACCGGCAGAGCAAGAGCCCUGGCAGCCCCUGGCAGGAGUGUGGUGCCUCUGACUCGUGUGGAACCCGGCGGCCCAUGGACAGAGGCUACACCCCAGACUCCUGCCGGCACUCUGAGUCAUUUGGCAGCAGGGCCUUUGAGGACAGCCGCUUGGAGGACAAGAGGUCCUUCUUCCAAGAUGACCACAUGGCAGACUCUGAAAAUGUAGAGAACCGGCCCUUUAGGAGAAGGCGCCCCCCACGCCAAGACAAGCCCCCCCGCUUCAGGCGCCUCCGGCAAGAGCGUGAGUCACUGGGCCUGUGGGGGCCUGAAGAGGAGCCCCAUCUGCUGGCGGGUCAGUGGCCAGGCAGGGCCAAACUCUGUCCUGGGGACAAGAGCAGCACUGUGGGUCACAGGUCCCCUGAGCUCUCCUACCAGAACUCCUCUGACCAUGCCAACGAGGAAUGGGAGACAGCCUCUGAGAGCAGUGACUUCAGUGAGCGGCGCGAGCGGCGAGAAAGCCAUGGGGCUGAGCCUGACCCCCAGGGGGACGCUGGCCUGUCUGGGGCCAGUUUGGGUGAGAAGAAGGAGCUGGCCAAGAGGAGCUUCUCCAGCCAGAGACCCCUGGUUGACAGACAGAGCCGAAAGCUGGAGCCGGGAGGGUUUGGGGAGAAGUCCAUUAGGCCAGGUGGUGGUGACACUUCCCCCCGUUAUGACAGCCAACAGAAUGGGACGCCUUUGAAAGCCAAAAGGUCCCCAGAUGAGGCCUUGCCUGGAGGUCUUAGUGGCUGCAGCAGUGGGAGCAGCCACUCCCCCUGCAGCCUGGAUCGGGCGGCCCAUGCCAGCACUGAUGUUUCUGAAGCCUCUAGUAAGAAGGCAGAGAAAGAAGCCAAGUUGGCUGCUCAGAGGGCAGGAGAGCUGGGAGAGACCAUGAAACAGUUUGACCUGAACUAUGGAAAUGCCAUCGUUGAAAAUUGUGGUUCCGGCCCUGGAGAGGAGAGUGAGGUGGGCUCUAUGGUGGGUGAAGGCUUCAUUGAAGUCUUGACCAAGAAGCAGCGCCGCCUGCUGGAGGAAGAGAGAAGAAAGAAGGAGCAGGCCGUGCAGGUGCCUGUCAAAGGUCGAGGUCUUUCCUCUCGUAUUCCUCCUAGAUUUGCAAAAAAGCAAAAUAACUUGUGCCUGGAACAGGGCGAUGUGACCAUGCCUGGCAGCAGCCUAGGCACUGAGAUCUGGGAGAGCAGCAGCCAAGCAGCUCUCCCUGUGCAGGCCUCAGCCAGUGACUCCUGGAGGAAAGCAGUCACGGCCUUCAGCAGCACUGAGCCUGGCUCUGCAGAGCAGGGUUUUAAGAGCAGCCAGGGGGAUAGUGGUGUAGACUUGAGUGCCGAGUCCCGCGAGUCGUCCGCCACCUCCUCACAGCGCAGCUCCCCAUAUGGUACUCUGAAGCCAGAAGAGAUGAAUGGACCUAGCCUGGCGGAACCCAAGGCCGACAGCCACAAGGAGCAGGCUCAGAAGCAAUCUGAGCAAAAGGAUUCAGAACAAGGCUCAGGACAGAGCAAGGAGCACAGACCAGGACCCAUCGGCAAUGAGCGUUCUCUGAAAAACAGGAAGGGCUCUGAGGGAGCCGAGCGGCUGCAGGGGACUGUUGUCCCACCUGUUAAUGGGGUAGAGAUUCACGUGGACUCUGUGCUACCUGUGCCACCCAUUGAAUUUGGAGUCAACCCCAAAGACUCUGACUUCAGCUUGCCGCCCGGUUCUGCCUCUGGUCCUACAGGGAAUCCAGUUGUCAAACUUCAUGACGCCUUGGCCAGUAAUGCGGGGCUAACACAGAGUAUUCCCAUCCUCCGGCGGGAUCAUCACAUCCAGAGGGCCAUUGGCCUCUCCCCAAUGUCCUUCCCCACUGCAGACCUCACUCUGAAGAUGGAGUCUGCACGCAAAGCCUGGGAAAACUCCCCCAGUUUGCCAGAGCAGAGCUCUCCAGGAGGAGCCGGCUCAGGCAUCCAGCCCCCGUCCUCCGUGGGCGCCUCCAACGGGGUCAGCUACAGUUCCUUUGGCGGAGUGUCUAUGCCACCCAUGCCUGUGGCCUCUGUAGCACCUUCUGCUUCCAUGCCAGGCAGCCACCUCCCGCCUCUGUACCUGGACGGCCAUGUGUUUGCAAGUCAGCCCCGGUUGGUUCCUCAAACGAUACCUCAGCAGCAGAGUUACCAACAGGCUGCUGCUGCCCAGCAGAUCCCGAUCUCCCUUCACACAUCUCUGCAGGCUCAAGCUCAGCUUGGACUGAGGGGGGGACUGCCCGUCUCCCAGUCUCAGGAGAUCUUCAGCUCCUUGCAGCCCUUCAGGUCUCAGGUGUACAUGCACCCCAGCCUCUCUCCACCCAGCACCAUGAUCCUCUCUGGGGGCACAGCCCUGAAGCCUCCAUACUCGGCGUUCCCAGGGAUGCAGCCCUUGGAGAUGGUGAAGCCCCAGUCUGGCUCACCCUACCAGCCCAUGAGUGGAAACCAAGCCCUGGUCUACGAGGGCCAGCUCGGCCAGGCUGCAGGUCUGGGCGCCUCCCAGAUUUUGGACUCCCAGCUCCCACAGCAGCUGACCAUGCCACUGCCUCGGUACGGCUCCGGGCAACAGCCACUGAUCCUGCCCCAGUCCAUCCAGCUGCCACCAGGGCAGAGCCUCUCUGUUGGGGCCCCCAGAAGGAUUCCUCCACCCGGGUCCCAGCCGCCAGUCCUGAACACCAGCAGAGAGCCCUCUCAGAUGGAGAUGAAAGGCUUCCACUUUGCCGACAGUAAACAGAAUGUUCCUGCAGGAGGGCCCGUGACAUCACCACAGACCUACAGGCCUAGCUCUGCUAGCCCCAGUGGGAAGCCCUCUGGAUCAGCAGUUAACAUGGGCUCUGUGCAGGGACACUACGUUCAACAGGCAAAACGAGUGGAUGAAAAACCCAGCCUGGGAGCCGUGAAGCUGCAGGAAGCCUCCUCAGCUGCCUCCCAAAUGAAACGAACCGGAGCAAUCAAACCUCGGGCGGUCAAAGUGGAGGAGAGUAAGGCCUGAAGGUGCCUGGCUGCCACCUGGCCUUGCCCUGCUGGGGACGGUGCCACCACUCGGCCUCAACACAGCCGGUCUGAGCAGGGAGCCUCACCAGGUCCACCGUCCAACCGCCUGGCCAGACUGAGAGCUCUCCCUCCUCUUCUCCACUCCUGAAAGCUCCAUUGUCAACCAGCUUGCACCCGUGGAUACAUGGCAUUGACCUGCUUGCUUUGAUACGAUAUGAAACAAGCAACACCACCUUCCUCCCCGUUGCUUCCUCCCACCUGACUGUGGAGCGCAGAUCCCUUUCUGUCACCUGCUCCCGCAGGGCACUUCCCGGCAGUGCUUCCGGCCCGCUGCCCCACCCCCAGGCAGAGUGGUUUGGCAGCAGGGACAUUUUAGUUUGAGGCUUUUUGUUUUAAAAAGCAGCCAAGGUUUUUACAAAGGGGAAAGUAAAACAAAAACGCAA
Nycticebus coucang (slow loris) is the source of this 7601-nucleotide messenger RNA. RefSeq names its product proline rich coiled-coil 2B (gene PRRC2B). Gene Ontology annotation, biological process: cell differentiation. NCBI's taxonomy places the organism in Eukaryota, Metazoa, Chordata, Mammalia, Primates, Lorisidae. The coding region runs from base 467 to 7156 and encodes 2229 amino acids. The transcript has 32 exons. The record is from RefSeq and is a predicted model, not a curated record.